This is a messenger RNA of Annulohypoxylon truncatum, 2160 nucleotides long. Its product is annotated as tryptophan permease. Gene Ontology annotation, cellular component: membrane. Gene Ontology annotation, biological process: amino acid transmembrane transport. Gene Ontology annotation, molecular function: amino acid transmembrane transporter activity. The coding region runs from base 541 to 2109 and encodes 522 amino acids. The transcript has 2 exons. NCBI's taxonomy places the organism in Eukaryota, Fungi, Ascomycota, Sordariomycetes, Xylariales, Hypoxylaceae. The record is from RefSeq and is a predicted model, not a curated record.
CAUGCAUAGAACAUACGAAUCCUUUUCGCCUAUUUAAUAAUGACAUUAUUUAGAUUCAGAUGACGAAAAGUCAUUUCAUAAUCUAUCUGCAGAUACCUCUCUUCCAAAUCAUAACAUAAUGACCAUAUAUAGAUAGACUUUUGGUAUCUCGUUAUUUUUGAAGUUUUCACAACACCCAUGCGACCAAAGUAGGAUGGAGUUGGAUCGACCAGAAAGAAAAAAAAAAUUCUAGUCGAACAAUCAAACAAUACAGCUCCAGCUCGGUAAGCACUUACAUCCUUCCUAAUUAGGCAGGCCAAGACCUAGGCUCUCCUCUUCGGUGCUGCUUUGCCUCAAAACAUCAUCCUCACGUGGAAUGACGUGCUUCGUUAUUUUCCUUUAUGUAUAUACAAUACUACCUCUCGCAGGACGGUCCACGACCACUGAUGCGAGCCACGUCGUGGGUUAGGGGAAGAAGGGUUUCCAAUUGACUACCUACCAACCUAAUGACUAGUCCGCGAUAGUUCAAGGUAACCGAACCGAAGUGACCUGAAUCGCGAGAUGGACGUCGACGCCGAAAAGAAUGUCCCGCCCCCGGCCUUCCACAGCGCCGAGCACGCGCCCGUGGUCGAGGAUCAGCUGCGGAGGUCGCUGUCGCCGCGACAGGUGCAGAUGAUAGCUAUCGGCGGUACUAUCGGAACCGGUCUGUUUUUAGGCACCGGCAAAGCGCUGGCGACAGGUGGACCGGCUUCGUUGCUGCUAUGCUACGCUAUCGUUGGCGCGAUCGUGUUCGUCACGAUGUUGUGCCUGGGCGAGAUGGCUGCGUUUGUUCCAGUGGCCGGGUCUUUCUGCACCUUCUCUUCGCGUUAUGUAGACGACGCGUGGGGAUUUGCACUGACGUGGAACUACUGGUUUAACGAUGCCGUGUCCACUGCCGCUGAUUUAGUUGCUCUGCAGCUGGUCUUCCAAUAUUGGACAGACAGCUUCCCGUGGUAUGCACUAGGGCUCAUUAUAUGGUUCCUAAUCGUUCUAGCCAACAUCAUCAAUGUGCGGGCGUACGGCGAAGUCGAAUACUGGUUAUGCCUGUUAAAAGUGGUCACCAUCGUUAUUUUUAUAAUUCUAAGCAUUGCGGUAAAUGCGGGCGGAAACACGUCUCACGAUUAUAUCGGUGCUCGAAACUGGUACCUUCCAGGAGCUCCCUUCGUGGGCGGCAUCGGCGGGUUCGCCAGUGUAUUUGUGACCGCGUCCUUCGCAUAUGGCGGAACCGAAUCGAUCGCCAUUACAGCGGGAGAGACGAAAGAUCCGGCUCGUCAGUUACCGCGAGUCGUCAAGAACGUCUUCUGGCGAAUCUUGUUCUUUUACAUCUUAUCAUCCCUCAUGAUCGGCCUUAACGUGCCUUACAAUUACCCGGGGCUUAAUUCCAAGGACACGCGUACUUCACCUUUCACCAUUGCCUUCCAGCUGGUCGGCUCUAAGGUGGCGGGUUCUUUUGUGAACGCGGUCAUCUUGACCAGCGUCGUUUCGGCGGGGAAUCACGCCCUAUUUGCCGGUUCGAGGCUGCUAUAUACGCUGUCCGUGAAUGGUCACGCGCCUAAAGUAUUCGGGCGUCUGACGCGCUUUCAGGUGCCCUGGGUUUCCGUCCUCUUCACUUCAUUCAUCUCGGGCUUGCUUUUCGGAGCGUCUUUCAUCGGGGCGGGCCAGCUUUGGACGUGGCUGCAGAACCUUGUCGGCGUAUCCAACCAGCUCUCCUGGAUCAGUAUUGGCAUCGCCUCGCUGCGUUUCCGUGCUGGCUUGAAGGCUCAGGGCAAGGAGCACCUUUUGCCCUUUAGGAACUGGACGUAUCCGAUGGGGCCGAUCAUUGCUAUCGUCCUCAAUAGCUUCAUCGUCCUUAUUCAGGGAUGGAGCUGUUUCAGCCCCAAGUUCAGUGCUGUUGACUUCGUCAGUUAUUAUAUCGAGUUGCCCUUAUUCGCUUUGAUGUUCGUUGCUUGGAAGUUGAUUAAGAGAACGAAGUUUAAGCGGGCAAGUGAGAUGGAUUUGGUCACCGACGUAUAUACGAAGGACGAUAUUGAGCCGGAGGAGGAUGGUUGGACUGGAAGAGCGAAAAGGAUCGGGGGCUGGUUAUGUUUUUAAAUUUUGUAGUUUCUAUAUUAUUCAAUAUACCCCUAUCUAUUCGCCAUUGUA